This is a messenger RNA of Ochlerotatus camptorhynchus, 2375 nucleotides long. RefSeq names its product Hepatocyte nuclear factor 4 (gene Hnf4). The transcript is spliced from 7 exons. Gene Ontology annotation, cellular component: nucleus. Gene Ontology annotation, biological process: anatomical structure development; regulation of transcription by RNA polymerase II; cell differentiation. Lineage: Eukaryota; Metazoa; Arthropoda; Insecta; Diptera; Culicidae. Bases 529 to 2214 code for a protein of 561 amino acids. The record is from RefSeq and is a predicted model, not a curated record. Gene Ontology annotation, molecular function: zinc ion binding; RNA polymerase II cis-regulatory region sequence-specific DNA binding; nuclear steroid receptor activity.
GUUCAAGGGAUGUUUCAAGUUGUGCGUUAUGAUUCAAACUUUUAUUGGUCAAAAGUAGAUAUACUGCAAUUCAAAAUGUGCGCAAUUACUAUUACCUAUUCGAUUGGCAAAAACGAACAUUAUUGAAAACUUACAUGUAAAGCAUAAUAUAUCGGUGGACUUCAAAUAAUUAUAAUUUAACUAAAAGAGGUUUAAUACGUUUGAAAAGCUAUACGCGGGUGAGAACGGUGUGAUGAGUACAUCGAGUGACUAUCUUGUUUUAUUUGUCACACUGAGAUCAGUGCCUCACUACAUACCUCUGGACACGUUCAUAUCUUAUCAAUGCGCCUCCAGUAUAGCAAACCAUGUGUAUAUUGCUUUGAUUCGGUCAAAACAUGCCUUUUGAUAAAAGCAAUCAUUUAGUAUUUCCGAUACGUUAAUCCUUUUCGCACAGUUCGAUCAAUACGCCAAUAUACAUCUCAAAUGUCCUCAGAUGUAGUAUCAAAUCAAACGUUAAUCAGUAUACAGCUGACAAUUGUGUGAGCAAUCAUGAAGAGUAUUGUGGAAGCUUUUUGUGAUUAUGAAAGAAGUGAGUUCGCAUUCGGAUCCUCCAUGAACAUAGAAGAUACUUUGUUUCAACACAUUCUUGAUCAUGAUGCAAAUGAUUCCCUGUCCCCAACUCAUACCAACGAGUCCAGAUUCACCCCAGAGCAAUCUGUGGACAGCAAUAAGAACUACAGUCAAGAAAAUAGCCAAAGCAGUGCAAAUAACCUAUGUACCAUAUGUAGCGAUCGGGCAACCGGAAAACAUUACGGAGCUGCAUCUUGUGAUGGCUGUAAAGGAUUCUUUCGGCGCAGUGUCCGCAAGAACCAUUCAUAUACUUGCAGAUUUUCCCGUAACUGUGUCGUUGACAAAGACAAGCGUAAUCAGUGUAGAUAUUGUAGGCUAAGGAAAUGCUUCAAAGCUGGAAUGAAAAAAGAAGCUGUUCAAAAUGAAAGAGACCGGAUUAGCUGUAGGCGUCCAAGCCUUGAGGAGGUUGAUACAUCAAAUGGUUUAUCAGUGAAGUUUUUGCUCCGUGCAGAAAAUUUUAGUCGCCAUUUUGGCGCAGCAUUAGAUGAUGCAAACGAUGGUGAUGGUGAUUUAUCGAAUAAGAGAUUUGCUAGUAUAAACGACGUAUGUGAUUCAAUGAAGCAACAAUUGUUAAUUUUGGUCGAGUGGGCUAAAUCAAUACCAGCGUUUGCUGAACUACAGCUUGAUGAUCAAGUGGCAUUACUGAGAGCCCAUGCAGGAGAACACUUGCUAUUGGGUCUAUCGAGACGAUCAAUGCAUCUGGAUGAAAUGCUUUUGUUAGGAAACAACUGUAUCAUAACGAAACAAUGCCCGGAUUCGAAAGUGGCACCGAAUCUCGAUAUAUCUAAAAUAGGGGCAAGGAUCAUCGAUGAACUCGUCAGUGCCAUAAAAGAUAUAAAACUCGAUGAUUCAGAGUUAGCAUGUGUCAAAGCUUUAGUUUUCUUCGAUCCAACAGUGAGAGGCCUCAACCAACCCCAAAAGAUUAAGGCUUUACGGCAUCAAGUUUUGAACAACCUUGAAGAUUACGUUUCUGAUAAGCAAUAUGACUCUCGGGGUCGUUUUGGAGAGAUUUUGCUCUUACUACCAGUGCUACAAUCAAUAACAUGGCAAAUGAUACAGCAAAUAGAGUUGGCAAAGAUGUUCGGGGUAGCUCACAUCGAUAGCUUGUUGCAAGAAAUGCUACUAGGUGAAACUGUUGAAAAUACAGCCCCAGCAACAUCCCCGUUGAAUAGCUUCACGAAUAGCAGCAGCAGUCCUCCACACAUGAUAACUUGCGAUGAUCAUCCACGGCCAUCAAAUGCAAUGGAUACAUCGCGCAGCAACCCUACUACUACUUCAAACUGUGACACAAUCGAUUCAGAAACUAACGAUGGGACUACUAACAUGAUGACGCCAACAAUGAUCGAAGACAUAAGUAGUUAUAGUAUGCCCCAAGCAACGAAUCAUUUCCAACGAGAAGAAAACGUUCAAAAUUACAUGCAUCAAUCAAACGAUGAUGUUUAUAGCAAUCCAUACAUUUCACCAACGUCUUCCGGAAUGCACCCUGUACAUGCAUCGGCCAAUCGGCACCCUCAAACAAAUGUCUUAUUACCUGUUAAUCAGUUAAGCCGUGAAGAAUACCUUAAACUAGAGUUAAAACGUGAACCUGAAGCUAAUGGAUAUUGAUUUGUUGAUUUUUUUGUGAUGUUCCUUUACUAAUCAUAUAAAUUAGCGAAGGAUGCACAUUUGUUGUUGUUAGGAUUUAGUUACUGGAAAUGAUGGAAUUUAAGAAAAGUCUCUUUUCAGAGGUGGCUUGCGCAAUAAAAUAGUUGUUAUUUUUGAUUUUA